AUGUAUUCCAAAGCCUUAUUCUUCAUUCAGCAAAUAGUGCAUGAGAUUAUUUUCUCAAGAAUUGCAGCAGCAACUACUUCGAAGCGGGUAUGGACAACUUUGCAAACUGAGUUUCAAGGCCAAUCCAAAUUAAGUAAUAGCCGUGAAGGUCCAAACUCUAUUGUUUUAAGGGGUCUUACUCCUAAGUUUGAUCACGUUGUAGCUGCAAUUGAGGAGUUCGAGGACCUAUCAGCCUUUUCAUUUGAUGAAAAGCAUGAAGAAAGGAUGAACAGGAUAACUGAAAAACACGAAGAAAAAGCCUUUCCAGGGAAGGGGUGUGCACCUCAAUUGAAUCUGGUAAGGCAGCAGGAAGAGGACGAUGCAGUGAUGUUUUCAUGGAAAAGGCGGUCGUGGGCAAAGGUUAUGACCAACGACAUUACAAUGAGCAGAAAGAUUAUUCAACGUUACUUGCAAAAAAAAAAAAAAAAAAAAAAAAAGUACUUGGAAACACUCCCGGAUCUCUCUUCGGCUCCAAACCUAGAGAGGAUUCUUCUUUCAAAUUGUAAAACAUUGAGCCAAAUUCCCUUAUCCAUUCAGUGUCUGCACAACCUUGUUUCUCUUAAUCUGAGAGGUUGUGAGAAGCUGAGGAGUCUUCCAAGACUUGCUCAGUUGGGCUCUCUUAGGAUUCUUUUUCUUAAAGGGUGCUCAAAUUUGCAGAUGCUUGUAGAUAUUCCAAGAGGACUAAAGAUCUUAGUAUUAGGGGAAUGUGGCUUAGAAGAGUGGUUCCAAGAGGAUGGACUUGUCUGCAAUCUUCAAGUCAUAGACGUACAGAACUGCAAAAACCUUAGAAGUCUUCCAAGUGGUGAUUUUUUGAAUUCUAUUAAGGAACUUAGUCUUAAGGGUUGUUCAAGUCUUAGUAAGCUCCCAGAGAAUAUAGGAAAUAAUAUAACAAAGUUAGAUUUAAGUUAUACUAUGAUAGAAGAUUUGUCAUCAACAAUUUUGCGUCUCUCUUCUCUUUAUCAUUUAGAUAUGCAAGGGUGUAAAAGGCUCAAGAGUCUAUCGAGCAGCAUUUGUCAAUUGAAAUCCCUUAAAAUUGUUAAUCUCAGAGACUGUUCAAAGCUUGGCAAACUGCCUGAUUUACAUGGUUUGUGCUCUUUAAGAGAACUUCGUCUAGACACCGCACUGCACUUGUAG
This is a messenger RNA of Jatropha curcas, 1173 nucleotides long. The record is from RefSeq and is a predicted model, not a curated record. NCBI's taxonomy places the organism in Eukaryota, Viridiplantae, Streptophyta, Magnoliopsida, Malpighiales, Euphorbiaceae.